UAGGCAGGGUAAGAUGGCCGCUUUGGACAGGGUCAAGGUGCUGGUGCUGGGCGACUCCGGUGUUGGCAAGUCUUCGCUGGUUCACCUCCUGUGCCAAAACCAGGUGCUGGGGAACCCAUCUUGGACAGUGGGCUGCUCAGUGGAUGUCCGAAUACAUGACUACAAAGAAGGAACUCCAGAAGAGAAGACCUACUAUAUUGAGCUGUGGGAUGUUGGAGGUUCAGUGGGAAGUGCCACUAGUGUGAAAAGUACCCGAGCAGUAUUUUAUAACUUGUUGAAUGGGAUAAUUUUAGUGCAUGAUUUGACCAACAAGAAGUCAUCGCAGAAUCUGUAUCGCUGGUCUUUGGAAGCCCUCAACAGGGAUGUCGCUCCAACAGGGGUUCUAGUCACCAACGGUGACUAUGACCGUGAACAGUUUGCUGAUAACCAGAUUCCACUGCUGGUAAUAGGAACUAAACUGGAUCAAAUCCCAGAAACUAAGCGGAAUGAAGUUUUGACCAGAACGGCUUUCCUGGCUGAGGAUUUCAAUGCUGAAGAGAUAAAUUUGGAUUGCACCAAUCCUCGUUAUUUGGCUGCAGGCUCAUCCAAUGCUGUCAAGCUAAGCAGGUUUUUUGAUAAGGUCAUAGAGAAGAGAUACUUUUUAAGAGAUGGCACUCAGAUUCCUGGCUUCUCAGAAAGGAAGAGAUUUGGAGGAGGAGCGAUGAAGAGCCUUCAUUAUGACUGAGAAUUAGUGGAAGAUGGAUUUUCUGUGUUUGUAUCAACAUUCCUGUUGGAAGCCUAAAGACAAUAAUGUUGGUGUCAGGCAGAAUAAAACGAAGUCGCGCUUUGGCCAGGUAAACUGCUGGAGCAAACUUCUGCUGGAAAAGACCUGGGGAAGAAUUUCCAAAAUCUAACUUGAGAUCAAGACUCAUUCUUAGACUUGCAGGCCUCCUGGAUAUCUGGGAACUUUUGAGGGAUGUGUGCAAUAAAUUCAGUAUCUCCCACACUGCUGGGGGAAAUGUUAUCAUGCACAGCAUGUAUAUUUGAUGUCUUUUUCUCAAUUUUGGAACAUUUAUGAACAAUCUUUGCAG
Molecule: messenger RNA, 1070 nt
Organism: Nothoprocta perdicaria
Lineage: Eukaryota; Metazoa; Chordata; Aves; Tinamiformes; Tinamidae
Gene: RABL3
Product: RAB, member of RAS oncogene family like 3
Exons: 8
Coding region: 14-724 (236 amino acids)
Biological process (GO): intracellular protein transport
Cellular component (GO): endomembrane system
Molecular function (GO): GTPase activity
Source: RefSeq, a predicted model, not a curated record